UUUCUCUUCUCUCCGUGGCUAAUAUCCAACCGUUGAUUCCUUUCCUUCUUAUUCUAUUUUCUUCUCACAAAAUCAAAAUCUUCAUCUCACUAUAUAGUUGAAUUCUCAUUUCUCACUGUCACAAUCUCUCUCUCUUGAUCAAUCAUCACAUUUUUCAGGGUUGAUUUGAUUGCUAUACUGAUUUGAUAUGUCGACAUCUGAGGAUAAGACGGAAGUUGUGGAAAGGGGUUUUAAGGAUGAAAAAAAGCAUAAGGAAGAUGAUAAAGAAGAAGGAGAGAAAGGUGGAUUUAUUGAGAAAGUGAAGGAUUUUAUUCAUGACAUUGGUGAGAAGAUUGAGGAAGUUAUCGGAUUCGGGAAGCCGACUGCUGAUGUUAAAGGGAUACACAUUCCGAAAGUUAACAUUCAUAUGAUAGAUCUUGUUGUUGAUGUUCUUAUAAAGAAUCCGAAUCCGGUACCGAUUCCUUUGAUUGAUAUCAAUUAUUUGAUUGAGAGUGAUGGAAGGAAACUUGUUUCUGGUUUGAUACCGGAUGCAGGUACUAUUCAUGCUCAUGGCGAGGAAACUGUGAAGAUUCCUCUUACUUUGAUUUAUGAUGAUAUUAAGAAAACCUAUGCUGAUAUUAAACCGGGAAGCAUUAUUCCUUAUAGGGUUAAGGUUGAUCUUAUUUUCGAUGUUCCUGUCUUGGGAAGGUUUACACUACCUUUAGAGAAAAAAGGAGAAAUUCCGAUUCCAUAUAAGCCUGAUGUUGAUAUUGAGAAGAUUCAGUUCAAAAAAUUCUCGUUUGAAGAGACGGUUGCGAAUCUUCAUUUGAAACUGGAAAACAUGAAUGAUUUUGACUUAGGACUCAAUGCACUUGAGUACGAGGUUUGGCUUGGUGAUGUUAACAUUGGAGGUGCAGAACUUAGUAAAUCUGCUAAACUUGAGAAAAGUGGAGGAAUAAGUUACAUCGAUGUUCCGGUUACCUUUAGACCUAAGGACUUUGGUUCUGCACUAUGGGAUAUGAUAAGAGGAAAAGGAACUGGUUACACCAUGAAAGGUAACAUUGAUGUUGACACUCCCUUUGGAGCAAUGAAAUUGCCUAUCAGCAAAGAAGGCGGUACUACUCGUCUUAAGAAGAAUAGGGAAGAUGGAGGUGAUGACGACGAUGAUGAUGAGGAUUGAAGAUUUGUAGCAACUCAUUAUUAGCUGUUACUUUUAUUUACAACUUAUGUCCAUUAGUAAGUUAAUAAAGGAGACUUGAACCUAAAGGUAUUAUUUGUGAGUUUGAUGAAAAUUUAUGUUCUUGAGAGAUCAUGUUGACAUUUGAAUUAUGUGAUAGUAUAAGUGUACUAGCAAAUAUGUGCUUUCGGUCUGGCAUGUGCUUUUUUUACUUAAAGUAUGUUCUUGUUUAAGUACAUGAUUGAUGAUCAUGACAAGCUUGUGCUACCUUUUGGAUAGAUAAAUGAAAAUUUGUCAAGUUUUUCGGUUUUAAA
Molecule: messenger RNA, 1470 nt
Organism: Trifolium pratense (red clover)
Lineage: Eukaryota; Viridiplantae; Streptophyta; Magnoliopsida; Fabales; Fabaceae
Exons: 3
Coding region: 188-1159 (323 amino acids)
Biological process (GO): response to desiccation
Cellular component (GO): cytosol
Source: RefSeq, a predicted model, not a curated record